This is a messenger RNA of Theileria parva strain Muguga, 1014 nucleotides long. RefSeq lists its product as uncharacterized. The transcript has a single exon. The record is from RefSeq and is a predicted model, not a curated record. NCBI's taxonomy places the organism in Eukaryota, Apicomplexa, Aconoidasida, Piroplasmida, Theileriidae. The coding region runs from base 1 to 1014 and encodes 337 amino acids.
AUGUCGACAGAUGUAGAGAAGCCGUCUGAACUUGCAGUGAAUAUAAACACAUCAAAUAUCCCUAAAGAAGAUUCCCUAACAAUAUUUGAUAAACUCGAACAAAUAUGCUGUAAAUUCGAAAAUAAAAAAUUUUACAGAAAAUAUAGAACAAAGUCUCAGACAUUGAGUAUUCCAAAAUUUAAUUAUAAAUUUAAAAAUUGCUACAACUCUAUAGAUUUCAAUACUAUUCCAUAUAGCCCAUCAACAAGUAGAUUAGAAUAUAACUUUUUUGAGAUUUUCUUCAACUUAGUUAGGAAAGGGUUCGGAAUAACACAGAUAGUAGGAUCUAGCGGUUCUGGAAAGACUUCUAUUUGUCUUAGAAUAGUCGAAAACUUUCCAGGAAUUACACUUUACCUGGAUACUUGCGGCUCAAUUGAUCCAUUUACAGCUCCACAUACACCUAAGUUCAUCCCACUCAGACUUUACACCAGUGAAGAGUUGUUGUUGUUUUUGAGCGAUUUAGAGUCCCGGCUGCUAGAAGAUAAGGAGUUAUCUUCCAGGCUUAAAAUACAUGCAAGAUCAAUUGAAAUGAUAAUAGUGGACUCACUUUGGUUUAUUGAUCAUUUGGAUAAGUUUCAACAGCAGAUUUUUUUAUUUAAUUUAUCCUCAGUACUCAGGAGGAUAUCAUUCAAUUUUGAUAUAUGUAUAAUAGUGUGCAUUAACAACAGCUUUAAACAGAACAUAAUAAAGCCGUCAAUAACACCUGAAGCCAAAGACGAAAUUAAAGAUACAGUCUCAAGUUCCCAGACGACAAAGCAGCCUAGGAAUAUAUACAUAAGAUGGAAUUCUAACUGCAACGUACAAUUGCUUCUAUCGUAUAAAACAUUGAAUUUCAGACCGAGUAGUAUUACGUUAGAGGACGCUGAAUAUCCACUGUUUUACAGGAUAAUGCAAAUCAACUCCGGAACAUCUAACAUGAAAUUUAGGUUCAUAAUAAAUAAUGAAACUAUAUCGCUAGAGGAAAUUUUACACUAG